UUCCAUGAUUUGAUAAAGCUUAAAUUUAAUAGAUAAGAAAAUAUUUAUGACUUCUUUCAAAAAUAUAAGCACUUUCAGAUCUAAAUUUCUUUCUGAAAAUCAAGAUUGUUUAAAUUUUCCUAAUCAAGAAUCAAACAUAUCCAGAUUUCAUAAACCUCAAACAGAAAAACAGAUAAAUAAUUUUUUGAAAGACCAUAGAAGAAAUCUCAAAGAAAAACCAUUAAAUCAUGAAAAAUUAUCAGAAGAAGAACUCAUUAUUCGUUUAACAACAUCGAAAUCUCCACAUUCUUCAAUAUAUUCAUUAUCACCACCUUUUAUUCGUGAACUAUCUAACGAUCUUGAAAGACUUGAGAGAGCAUGUGGUUCUUCUACUUCAUCAAAAAUACAGGAAAAAACAAAUCAAUUUUUCCCAUUAUCAUAUUCGCUAUAUAACAAAUCACAAUCUUCAGAAAAUAGCAACGCCACGACUAUUCAAUCUAGUAUACAUAAUUAUGAAGAUUUGGGAAAUUCUAAAAAGGAUAUAUCCAUAAAAUCUCCAAAUUCUUCUGAAUAUUUCAUGAAGCUUUCAACAAACGUUUCACCUAUUUAUCCUCUCUCUGGACACAUGGAAAGUUAUAUACCACUACCUGAUCUUAUGUCAGACUCAAGAGCAUCUACAUCUUGUUCUGAAGAAAGUGAAAUAAAACCAAUUCAUUCAACCCCAUUAUAUAAAGUUACAAGACAUACUAAAAAAACUGCAGAAAAAAAAAAAGAUACUUCCUACAAAAUUCUAAAAGAAAUGGCAUUAUAUGAUCAAGAUUUUAAACACAACGUUUCAGAUACUCAAUUAAAUGUAGAGUCUAAAAAUAUUCUUAACAAAAAAUCAAAUAGUAUAAUAGAAACAGAUAAUUUUCAUGAAAAUGACAUUCAUAAUGACAUAACAUCCUUUUCAGAAGAUAAGAGAUCAUGCAAUAUUACUGAUCCUACUAUUGAUAAAACUAUAAAACUUUUAGGGCCAGGCGCAUGGACAACCACACCACAAACUCGAACAUACACUGAAACGCUAUCAAAUUUUCAUAUUUCUGGUGAAAAGAGUAAACAUUCUCAUAUUUCAAAAACUCAAAAUGAAGACCAUCAGCUCACAAAAAUGUUAUUACUUUUGCAAGAAGAAUUAAAAAGUACAAUUGUUAAUGUAGAAGAACUGGAACUUAGAAUACAAAAAUUCGAACAAGAUUUUAAAGACAAGGUUUCUAUUUCAAAAGAUGAUUUGUCGAAACUUCAAUUUUUAUAUGAGGUUAAAAAGAGGGAAAUCAAGACAUAUAUUUCCCUUUGUAUAAAAUAUUUUUUUUUCAUACUAUGUAUUAUGUUUCUAGCUAUAAAUAUAUUAAAUUGGGCAUUACCUAUGCACAAAACUUAUUCAGAAUUACCAUUAUAUCAGUCUUGGCCAACUUAAUUAUAAAAUUUCCUAUAAUUUAAAUUUUUUGAAAUUAA
This is a messenger RNA of Pneumocystis carinii B80, 1470 nucleotides long. RefSeq lists its product as hypothetical. The record is from RefSeq and is a predicted model, not a curated record. The coding region runs from base 47 to 1432 and encodes 461 amino acids. NCBI's taxonomy places the organism in Eukaryota, Fungi, Ascomycota, Pneumocystomycetes, Pneumocystales, Pneumocystaceae. The transcript is spliced from 4 exons.